AUGCCUUUCUUGGAAUCUAACAAGACGCUGGCAAGUGUUGUGUUCUGGACUGGUUUGGUCUGGGGCUUUAAGCUUCUCCAGGCUGCGAUCGGAGGGAAUGAGCAGGCCGUGGCAACCGCACACAAGAUCUUUGGCGAGAUCGCUCCAAUGACACCCAAACGUAUCGUUCUUAACGGCAUCCACGCCAGGCUCAAAUCCCGAAACAUGGGGUAUAUCGAGUCCGACCACCCUGGGUAUGAUCCCGAGGGGGGGAUCACGAUCCGAAAUAAGAUGUCUCACGUAUGCGCGGCCAGGGGGACGCCCUUGGAAACGUACCUGCGGCCUGACGGAGCUGAAGAUUAUAUUCGACAAAGACUCGGACAGGGCUAUCGCGUGAUCGAGCUCGCGCUCGAGGGCGUGGGAACGCCAGAGGACUUGUCGAGUUUGCGUCAGUUGGUGGACAAAAUGAUCAGAAGUAGCGUGUGCUUGGGUGAUGGACCUCGAUGGCAAUACAACCGGUUGGAGAAGGUCGUGGACUCGUGGCUGAAUACAUUGAGCACGGAAGCUCGAACUCAGCAGGAGGGAACGCCGUAG
This is a messenger RNA of Colletotrichum destructivum, 573 nucleotides long. RefSeq lists its product as uncharacterized. The record is from RefSeq and is a predicted model, not a curated record. Bases 1 to 573 code for a protein of 190 amino acids. Lineage: Eukaryota; Fungi; Ascomycota; Sordariomycetes; Glomerellales; Glomerellaceae. The transcript has a single exon.